Messenger RNA from Bolinopsis microptera, 971 nucleotides. RefSeq names its product protein FAM241B-like. Gene Ontology annotation, cellular component: intracellular membrane-bounded organelle. The record is from RefSeq and is a predicted model, not a curated record. NCBI's taxonomy places the organism in Eukaryota, Metazoa, Ctenophora, Tentaculata, Lobata, Bolinopsidae. The coding region runs from base 48 to 416 and encodes 122 amino acids. The transcript has 3 exons.
GUAAAAGCGGCUACACAUUAUCUUCAUACCAAUCUCAACUAAAAGCAAUGGCGGUUAUAAUCAAUGGAGAGGUAGUUUCAGACGACGACCCGCGUGCAGUGCGUUACAGAUCACGCGGAUCUGUACACCGCAAUAAUAACCCUGCCCCUGCUCCACCAAUGAACAGAACAGCUUCCCUUGGAUCAGAAGUUCAGGGUGAUGCUCGACCACAGAACAAUCUAGGACUACCAGAACCCUUGUUCCAGUUUAAUCAACGCUUGGAACUUGCUGGAGUACCAAAGAUAAGGUUGUCUCCCCAGAUGGUUAUAGAACCUGUAAUGUUAGUCCUCUGUUUGGUUGCUGGUCUAAUAUUUGGGUUACAGGGCGCUCUAUUUGUGGCUCUUAUGUUCGCUUUCAUGAUGUACAACAACAGAUGAUGGAAACAAGAGACCAACAAUCUCCUGAAUACUACAGAUUACUACUAUUAUUGAUAACUACUAUUGUUGUUUGCUGAUUAGUUGUAGCCCUGUUUUAUUUUUAGAAGGGGUUUCUACUUACUUAACUUUAAAUGUAAAUGAAAGCCGGAAGGGUAUAGCUUGAGCAAAUUUAUGAAUUUGUUCCAGAUAAAUAAUGUAUGACGUACAUUGUACAUAGUUAAUCAAAUUCUAGAUAAUAUAAAUAACCCGAAUAAGCCAAAGUUUGACUGUCUUGACUCUUGUGACGACUUACGUUAGUUAUUAAAACUGUGACCAAUGAGCUUGGCGUCAUCACUGAUACUUAAUCAAAUUAUACGUAAUCAGAUAGUAAACGAAUACGUAAAUUCAAAUAACUUAAGUAUCACUCUAGCAGCACACACAGUGCAGGCCAAGCCUUUGCAAUUUUAUUUCAACUGUUACUAUACAGUGCUAGUGACAUUUUGCUUUCACUUGCCAAUUUUAUUGGAUGUACUAGAAUUGGUAAGAUAUUAGAUAAUAAAUAAUUUUCAGUUAAGG